CAAAAGCGAAAGCGAGCGACGGAGCGGGAAGCGAAAGCGAAAGCGAGCGGGGGAGCGGGAUCAUGGCGGCGGCGCCGCUGCUGGUUCGGCUGAGCCCCGCGCCCGCCGCCGGCGAGAAGGCGAUCCUCAAACUCCAGGCGUACUUCCAGUCGGGAAAGCGCUCGGGGGGCGGCGAGUGCAACGUGCGAGCGGGCCCCAAGCCCGGCACCUACUGGGUGGAUUUCUCUCAGGAGCAAGAUAGGAGGAAUGUGGAAUCCCGCACAAAACACGUCUUGGAGUUGGGUGCGAAAUGCCUGGAGAUAACGAUCCUGCCGGGAGAAGAAGACUUGGGCAAGAGCCAGGUUACAGCUCAGGCCUCUGCCAGCCACAACGGUGUCACUKCCAGCCCUGCCCUGCCCCAGCAGGAACAGCAGAACAACCAUGACCAUGGGGCCACUGCAAAGGAAGUCCUGACCAAAAAGAUAUUUCUUACAGUGACUGCUACUUUGAAUACCAGUAUGUUCACUGAAGACCAAAGGAAGAAAAUUACCAUUAUGUGUCCAAACUUAAAGAGAGAAGGAAAUCUYGGUUUGGAGAAAUUGACAGGAGAUUUUACAGAUAUUGAAAAAGCUUAUCACUACUUUGAGGAUAUCCUUGCAGGCAAAGACCCAAACCAUAAUUUUUCACAUUCUAAAUGUAAGAAUGGUUUGAAAGAUGAAAAUGGCCUGAAUACUGAAGAAAUGAAUGAGUUUACAGUUGUGACAGCUCUCUACGAGUAUUUUAAUCAUACAUGUCAAAAAGAAAUCAAAGAACUACACAGAAGGUUUGGAGCACAUAUAAAAAUUAAAGGUCAUUGCAAUGAUCACACAUUAAUAUACAUAUCUUCUGAUAAAAGUCCUGCAUUGUUACAAGAAGCUAAUGAKUUUUUUAUCAGAACUUUUCAAGAAKCUACAAGAGAUCUGACACAGGAAAAGGUUCCCAUAACAAACCGUUCCACAUUAAGGGAGACAAUAAUGAAAUUAAAUGAAAGGUUUAGAAAUGUUCUUGCUAAAGAGGAAGGGAAUCACUUGCUCCUCCGUGGUCCACUGAAUGAUAUUUUAGCUGCUCAAAAAUUUCUAGCAGAUGAAGCUGAGAACAGCCAAGCUGAAAAGAAUAUGAAAAUAUCAUCUGAACAGUACAAAUACAGGAAUGGAAUUGUAGUUGAUAUUUCUGUGUUUAAAUUGUUGGAAACCAUAUUAAGCAAAGAAAUUGCAAACAUUAAUGACAAAUUUGAUACAGUUAUAGAAAUAAAAGAUUAUUCAUAUGGCCAGAGGGUCAUAAUAUUUAGGCCUAAGUCCAAAACUUGUGAUUUGUCAUCACAUGCUGCUGAAAGUUUCRUCAAUGCAUGUCAGAGUGCCUCUGCAAUGUUACGAGAAAAAACCAUCACCCUGAAGCUUUCAGAAGAUCAGAAGAAAACUUUGUAUAUGCUACUUGAUGAAAAACAAUUUGAAGAUCUUCAUGUAAAACUUAAGAAGAAUGAAGAUAAGUUAAUCAUAAGCGGUUUACCAGACCACCUUUAUGCUGCUGAAAAGCACGUGAUGGACCUUCUUAACAUUGAAGGCUCAACACAAAGUAAAAAUAAGGCACGACUGUCCUCUGACCUCAGCUCUCAAGAAGCUGCAGGAGCACCUAAGAAGCAAUCCAAAGUUAAGCAAAAGAAUAAUGUUUCUUCUGAAGGACAGACUCAGGCAAAGACAGAAGAAGAAGAUAAGUGUCCAAUUUGCCAGGACAGAAUUAAAAAUAAAGAAACACUAGAAAAGUGCAAACAUGCAUUUUGCAAAAGUUGCAUUGACCAAGCCAUGACUUAUAAACAAGCUUGUCCUGUUUGUAAUACCAUCUGUGGAGUUCUGAGAGGAAACCAACCAGAGGGAACAAUGUCAAGUACCACAAAACCUUUCUCCCUUCCUGGUUAUCAGAAUUGUGACACUAUUCAAAUUGACUAUGUUAUGAAAGGUGGUGUUCAAACUAGCAGCCAUCCAAACCCAGGGCAGCAUUAUGGGCCAACUCAGCGAACGGCGUAUUUACCUGACAAUGAGGAAGGGAGAGAAAUUCUGMAGCUCCUCAAAAGGGCCUUUGACCAAAAAUUGAUUUUCACAGUGGGGCAGUCACGUACUACUGGUGAACAAAAUGUUAUCACAUGGAAUGAUAUUCACCACAAAACUGCCAUAAGGGGGGGACCUACCMGGUUUGGUUACCCGGAUUCUGSUUAUCUGCAGCGUGUUCGAUCAGAAUUGAAAGCAAAAGGAAUUGAAUAAGGAAGUCURUCAACUCUCAAGUGUAAUAACUGAACAUACAGCAGUUAAUGUACUGUUCAAGCUCUGAGAGAUGUCACUUUGUUUAGCUGCCAUACUUAAAUCAUUUGCAUUUCACAGUUAGCUAAGAAAGGUAAUCUUUUCUCAUCAAAAGAUACAUGUUCUUUUCACAAAUCAUUUACAUCCCU
Molecule: messenger RNA, 2458 nt
Organism: Malurus melanocephalus (red-backed fairy wren)
Lineage: Eukaryota; Metazoa; Chordata; Aves; Passeriformes; Maluridae
Gene: DTX3L
Product: deltex E3 ubiquitin ligase 3L
Exons: 5
Coding region: 63-2273 (736 amino acids)
Biological process (GO): protein ubiquitination; Notch signaling pathway
Source: RefSeq, a predicted model, not a curated record